This is a messenger RNA of Manis javanica (Malayan pangolin), 3361 nucleotides long. Lineage: Eukaryota; Metazoa; Chordata; Mammalia; Pholidota; Manidae. The record is from RefSeq and is a predicted model, not a curated record.
AUGUCCUGGAGUCUGACUGAGAAUAAACCAGCUCCUGGGAACUGGGACCUGGGGAACCUGGGUCCUGAUCUGUGGACCUCCGCUGGGGCCUGGCCUUACACACUUGGGCCCACAGUGGGUGGCAUCUACACGGUGCUGCAGACGAAGGCGAAGGUGACCGGGGAUGAGUGGGGCGACAACUACUACCUGGUGGGACCAUACACGGAGCAGGGUGUGAGGACCCAGGUGGAACUGCUUGAGCCUCCGACCCCAGCCCUGAAGAGGACGCUGGACUCCAUGAACAACAAGGGCUGCAAGGUGUACUUUGGGCGCUGGUUGAUCGAGGGGGGCCCCCUGGUGGUGCUCCUGGAUGUGGGGGCCUCAGCCUGGGCCCUGGAGCGCUGGAAGGGGGAGCUUUGGGACACCUGCAACAUCGGGGUGCCUUGGUACGACCGUGAGGCCAACGACGCUGUCCUUUUUGGCUUCCUCACCACCUGGUUCCUGGGUGAGUUCCUGGCCCAGAGUGAGGAGAAGCCACAUGUGGUUGCACACUUCCACGAGUGGCUGGCAGGCGUUGGGCUCUGCCUGUGCCGUGCCCGGCGGCUGCCUGUGGCAACAAUCUUCACCACUCAUGCCACGCUGCUGGGGCGUUACCUGUGUGCUGGUGCCGUGGACUUCUACAACAACCUGGAGAAUUUCAACGUGGACAAAGAAGCAGGCGAGAGGCAGAUCUAUCACCGCUACUGCAUGGAGCGGGCGGCGGCCCACUGUGCUCAUGUUUUCACCACCGUGUCCCAGAUUACUGCCAUCGAGGCUCAGUACCUACUGAAGAGGAAACCAGAUAUUGUGACGCCCAAUGGAUUGAAUGUGAAGAAGUUCUCUGCCAUGCAUGAGUUCCAGAACCUCCAUGCUCAGAGCAAGGCUCGAAUCCAGGAGUUUGUGCGGGGCCAUUUUUAUGGGCACCUGGACUUCAGCUUGGACAAGACCUUGUAUUUCUUCAUUGCUGGCCGCUAUGAGUUCUCUAACAAGGGGGCUGACGUCUUCCUGGAGGCCUUGGCCCGGCUCAACUAUCUGCUCAGAGUAAAUGGCAGCGAGCAGACAGUGGUUGCCUUCUUCAUCAUGCCGGCUAGGACCAACAAUUUCAAUGUGGAAACCCUCAAGGGCCAAGCCGUGCGCAAGCAGCUGUGGGAUACAGCCAACACAGUGAAGGAGAAGUUUGGGAGGAAGCUUUAUGAAUCCUUGCUGGUGGGGAGCCUCCCAGACAUGAACAAGAUGCUGGACAAGGAAGACUUCACUAUGAUGAAGAGAGCCAUCUUUGCCACACAGAGGCAGUCUUUUCCCCCUGUGUGCACCCACAAUAUGCUGGACGACUCCUCAGACCCUAUCUUGACCACGAUCCGCCGAAUUGGCCUCUUCAAUAGUAGUGCCGACAGGGUCAAGGUGAUUUUCCACCCAGAAUUCCUCUCUUCCACAAGCCCCCUGCUCCCUGUGGACUAUGAGGAGUUUGUCCGGGGCUGCCACCUGGGGGUUUUCCCCUCCUACUACGAGCCUUGGGGCUACACACCUGCUGAGUGCACGGUUAUGGGCAUCCCCAGUAUCUCCACUAACCUCUCCGGCUUCGGCUGCUUCAUGGAGGAACACAUCGCAGACCCGUCGGCUUACGGCAUCUACAUUCUCGACAGACGAUUCCGCAGCCUUGAUGAUUCCUGCUCGCAGCUCACCUCCUUCCUCUACAGCUUCUGCCAGCAGAGCCGGCGGCAGCGCAUCAUCCAGAGGAACCGUACGGAGCGCCUCUCCGACCUUCUGGACUGGAAAUACCUAGGCCGGUACUAUAUGUCUGCACGCCACAUGGCGCUGGCCAAGGCCUUUCCAGAAUACUUCACCUACGAGCCCCAUGAGGCUGAUGCGACCCAGGGCUACCGCUACCCACGGCCAGCCUCUGUGCCGCCCUCGCCCUCGCUGUCGCGACACUCGAGCCCGCACCAGAGCGAGGACGAAGAGGAGCCUCGGGAUGUGCUGCCCAAUGAAGAUGGCGAGCGUUAUGACGAGGAUGAGGAGGCCGCCAAGGACCGGCGCAACAUCCGCGCCCCGGAGUGGCCCCGGCGCGCGUCCUGUGCCUCUUCUACCGGGAGCAAGCGCAGCUCGGUGGACACUGCGCCCUCCAGCUCACUCAGCACCCCCAGCGAGCCCCUCAGCCCCGCCAGCUCUCUGGGCGAGGAACGCAACUAAGCCCUGCGCCCCACACUCCCCACCAGCCCUGACUCCCUCAUCUAGAGGGUGGAUGCAGAUCACCGCUGUUAAGAAACCCCACUCCAGAUCCCGAAACUUCUGCGGGGCCCACAGCCCCAUCCCCUUUGCCAUACACUCCAGCCCCUCUAGCUCCGCUGUUGGAAUCCCCAACACGCCAGAGUCCACAAUGCCGUGCCUUUCUUGGCUUCCAGGAUGCAUAUCUGUGUCCUGGAGUCCACCCGGCCUGGCCCGGGUCCCAGAGGCCAGGCACCUGCCAUUAUUACCCUGCCAUGGUGCCAGAGAUUUUAGGAAACCUGGUCUGUUGCCUUCCAGGCUGGGGCUCCUAGAGCCCUUCUUGGCUUGCAAUUUCUACAGCGUACACAGCAAUGCCAUGCUCAGGCCUGGCCUGGGGGCCCCCAAGCACUGGAAACCAUGUGGUGUCCCUGCUAACAGGGAAAUCAAAUCCAAAGCUGGGGCGCUUUCAGGAACUUAACUGAAUGCAGAAGGUCCCCCAUUUCAACUCCAGAACUCAGGCUCCAGGCCAAGGCACUCGUGUUUACUCUGAUCUAGCCCCUCCUGGGGGUGUCUGGCUCUGCCUGGAGGAUCCCUUUUACCCCUUUUCCCUUCUUCCUCCAUACUCUGGCCAAGCAGAGUGGUGGGGCAGAACCACUUGGCUUCUCAUUCCUACUGGAGAACAUGCAGUCUUGGUCUAUAUGCCUUUCUGGUCUAUUCGGGACCAGAUCUUACUCCUUCCCUGAAUCUGAGCUCUCUCCCAUAUUCUGAGACUACUUCUGUGUCCUCCAAGGAAUCACCUGCUGAGGACAGAAUUGGCUGUCUUCCUCCCCACAUCCCCCACUGGCUAGGCUCACCACGAAACCACUGGGUUCUAGAUCCUGGCUGCUGAAUCUAGAACCUUACCACUGUGCUACAUCCUGGCCCCUUUCCCUUCUUGUCUAGAACUGAGCCCACUGAGUUCUAGAACCUCCACAUUUACCUCGAGGCUCUUCCAUCCUUAAGCUGUGCCCUGCCCCCAGCUUUGGUGACAGGGAGGGACCCCUUGUGUGUUGUGCUGCGUCUGAUGCACUUGGGGGGCAGAAGGAGUGUGAUUUAUGUGUGUCCACGGAUGAAAAAAUACAUCUAUAUUUAAGAAUUU